This is a messenger RNA of Sesamum indicum (sesame), 936 nucleotides long. NCBI's taxonomy places the organism in Eukaryota, Viridiplantae, Streptophyta, Magnoliopsida, Lamiales, Pedaliaceae. The record is from RefSeq and is a predicted model, not a curated record.
AUGAUCAAAGACAUUGGUGAUGCCUGCUACUUCCUUGGGCUAGAAAUUACUCGAUGCAAUGAUGGUCUCUAUGUCUCGCAGACCAAAUACACUAUGGAUAUUAUUCGCGAUACCGGUCUAUGUCAGUCAAGACCAGCCUCUACACCUCUUCCACAAGGUUUGAGGGUUCACUCUAUCUCAGAUGAUCCGCUCCCUAACCCAAAUUCGUAUCGUCGUCUCGUGGGUCACCUAUUAUAUCUUGGAUUCACUCGUCCAGACAUUUCUCAUUCCGUUCAGCAACUUAGUCAGUUUCUCACACAUCCGUGCGAGUCGCACUGGCAAGCGGCUCUGCAUGUAGUUCGCUAUCUUAAGAGUUGUCCGUCAAAGGGUCUCCUCUUCCCCUCACAGAGCUCACUAACACUGACAGCUUAUUGCGACGCCGAUUGGGCGACCUGCCCAGAUUCCAGACGAUCACUUACAGGUUUUUGUAUAUUUCUUGGACCAGCUUUGAUUUCCUGGAAAACUAAGAAGCAGUGUACGGUAUCUCGAUCGACAGCUGAGGCUGAGUAUCGUAGUCUAGCUGCUACUGUCUGCGAAUUACGUUGGAUUUCUUAUAUUCUGACUGAUCUCGGUAUGUCUACCUCUCUUCCUAUUGAUCUAUUUUGUGAUAACAAAGCGGCAUUACACAUUCUGGCCAAUCCUGUCUUUCACGAACGCACCAAACACAUAGAAAUGGACUGUCACUUAGUUCGUGAUGCUUAUAAAGAAGGUUUCAUUGCCCCCUCUUUUGUUCGGAGCUCGCUACAGCUCGCUGAUCUCUUUACUAAGGUGUUGCCCAUAUCUGCCUUCACGAGUUUGUUGAGCAAGUUGGGCUUGUUUGCUAUCGAACCAGGUCCAACUUGUGGGGGGGAUGUUGAGAAUUUGAAUACAACAACAGCUAAUGAAAUUGUCACUUGA